CGUAGUCGGAGUGAGUAUACAAUUAAAGAUGGAAGGUUUUCAGCAUACAAGGGGCAGUGAAACAGGCUUUACAAAUGGCUACCACAGUCAUUGCGACAACGCGGGCACCAAUGGCAUAUCCCAUUGGGAACAUGUCUUAGUGACGGGCGGUGCAGGCUACCUAGGCAGCACGUUGGUCCCACUGUUGCUAGGUAGCGGGUAUCACGUCACCGUGUACGACUCGUUCCGGUGGGGAGCCAGCUCGCUGCUGCAUUUAGCCGACAAUCCGCACCUCAGGAUUGUUCGUGGGGAUGUAUUGGACCGGGCUCAUCUCAAGAAGAACAUACAAAAGUGUGACGCGGUCGUUCAUCUCGCCGCUAUUGUGGGAUACCCGGCAUGUGAGCGCUCUCCGGAGCUGGCAAAGCAGGUCAACGAGCAAGGCACAAGAAACGUCGUGGAGCUCAUGGAGACAGAUCAGAAGCUGAUCUAUGCAUCUACUGGAUCCUGUUAUGGUGCUGUUGUCGAUGGUCUCUGCACCGAAGACACGCCAAUCAGUCCGCUCACCUUGUAUGGAAGCACUAAAGCGAGUGGCGAGAGUGUGGCUUUACAGGCUGGAGCCGUUUGUUUACGUCUUGCAACCGUGUUUGGCGUUGCCCCACGACUACGCUUGGACCUGCUUGUAAACGAUCUUACAAACAAAGCCCUGACGUUGAAGCAUUUUGAUGUUUACGAAGGGCAUUUCCGUCGCACUUUUUUGCACGUUAAAGACGCUGCUCGAGCUUUUCUUUUCGCUUUGAAGAACUUUAAACGAAUGAGAAACGAUGUCUUUAAUGUCGGUGACGAAUGCAUGAACAUGUCGAAAAUUGACGUCGCUCAUGUCAUUCAAACUCGCGUGAAAAACUGCAAGAUUACGAAGUCAUCGAACGGCCAGGAUAAAGACAAGAGGAACUAUGAGGUUUCCUAUGAGAAGAUAAGGCGUCUUGGUUAUCAAUCGACGAUAAGUGUCGAGGAAGGUGUGGAUGAACUACUGAAAGUUUUACCGUGUUUAUCAGAGGAUGAGAUUUCCCGCGCUAGAAAUGUCUCCAACUGAAACUGGCCUAAAAAUGAAAAGUAGGAUUUAGCAUAAUAGUACAAUUUAUUAUUAUUAUGUAUUAACAUACUAUAAUGAAUUGUUUAUAAAUUCAAGCUAAUAAAAAGUAUGCUAUACAUUAAAUUUAGAUUAAUAUUAUUGCUAAACAUUAAAAAACAAUGUCAAUGACCAAAAUGUUAAACGUUCUCUCUGAAUUUUAUUUUACUGAACUCCAUGUUCAAGGUUAUUUGGGAAUAAAUGUUACUGUACAUUUGUGACAUGCAUAUGAUAUGAUGGUUCCUGAUAGUAUUGUGUUUUAAUAUAA
Molecule: messenger RNA, 1373 nt
Organism: Dendronephthya gigantea
Lineage: Eukaryota; Metazoa; Cnidaria; Anthozoa; Malacalcyonacea; Nephtheidae
Product: dTDP-glucose 4,6-dehydratase-like
Source: RefSeq, a predicted model, not a curated record